Phalaenopsis equestris is the source of this 1709-nucleotide messenger RNA. RefSeq names its product putative serine/threonine-protein kinase. The record is from RefSeq and is a predicted model, not a curated record. The coding region runs from base 124 to 1365 and encodes 413 amino acids. Gene Ontology annotation, molecular function: ATP binding; protein kinase activity. Gene Ontology annotation, biological process: protein phosphorylation. The transcript has 5 exons. NCBI's taxonomy places the organism in Eukaryota, Viridiplantae, Streptophyta, Magnoliopsida, Asparagales, Orchidaceae.
CGUUCGAGUACUUUUCAACAACACCACUGGACCAAUGGUCUGGUUUUGCAGGCUUCCGCCAUUCGCCUUUCUCUGCUGCUCCACCUUGCCGCCUUCAUUCCAUGCCUCCCUCUCUCGUUUCUCAUGACGAAGCCAACGGGACUUCUCGACAAACUCAUCAAGCCCUUUAAUCGCCGUCAUAAUCGAGAUUUUCGGAAAGAAGAGGAAGAUCUUGAGGCAAUCGCGGCCAAGGAGACCAAGGUCUUCCGCUACGAAACCCUUGCGGCCGCGACCCGCAAUUUCAGCGUCAAGCACAAGCUUGGAGAAGGGGGUUUUGGCCUUGUCUACAAGGGGCAGUUGGAGGAUGGGAGGAUGGUGGCAGUAAAGAGGCUGGGUCGCUGGUCUCUGAUGGGUGGCGAGGAGUUCACAAACGAGGCGAUGUUGCUCUCCAGGGUUCAGCACAAGAACGUAGUCACUCUCUAUGGCUAUUGUACGCACGUUGAAGACAAGCUCCUCGUGUACGAAUACGUUCUCAAUGAAAGCCUCGACAAGAUCCUCUUCUCCCGAGAAGACAAGGAAGCAACAAUGAUGUUGGAUUGGAAAAAGCGCAAUGAUGUGAUGAUUGGGGUAGCUCGAGGACUUCAAUACCUGCACGAGGAUGCACACACUCCUAUAAUCCAUAGUGACAUCAAAGCUAGCAAUAUCUUGCUUGAUGAGAGGUUCUGCCCAAAAAUUGCAGACUUUGGUAUGGCUAGACUCUUCCCAGAAGACCUUACCCAUGUCAACACUCGUGUUGCUGGCACUAAUGGCUACAUGGCUCCAGAGUAUGCCAUGUAUGGCUACCUUUCGACUAAAGUUGACGUCUUUAGCUUCGGUGUCCUCAUCAUUGAACUCAUUACAGGUCAAAAAAACUCAACGUUUACUCCUCGGUCUGAUGCUUCCACACUACUUGAAUGGGCAUGGAGGCUUCACAAAAAGAGACAGACCAUGGAGAUGCUUGAUCCUGCUCUGGAAUCCAUAGCUGAUACUGAACAGGUGGUUUUGUGCGCACAUGUUGGUCUUCUAUGCACUCAGGCUGACCCCAAAGUAAGGCCGGAAAUGCGGCGGGUUGUGGUCAUCCUCUCAAAGAAGCCAAGUGCCCUCGAGGAGCCAAUCAGGCCAGGAGCUCCUGGCUCCAGAUACCGAAUGAGAGCUCAUGGUUCUGCCAGCAAAUUUUCGAGCACAAGCUCUGGUGCUUCCACCUCUGCCUCUAACAUUGUCUUUUCUUCUAAAGCUAAUGAUACAGCAACUGUGUCUUCGCCUUUGGCUUCUGCUGCUACUAGUUCUAGCACUACCCCAGUAAGAAGUUCUAUGCCCCUUCCUUAUAAGUUCCAUCAUACAAUUUGAAUGUUGAAAUGUUAGAUUGCCAUCUAGCACUCAAAACAUUGCUAUUUACAGAUCUAACACUCUUGUCUGUCCAUGUUUGUAAUUCUUUCUCAAAUAUUAAAAAUCAUAAUAAAACCUCAACCCAUAUUUUUCAUUUUUAUCAAAUUCUCAAUGGCUUCAUCGUGGCAACCGUAGAUGCAUCAAUUUGGUAGUUAAAAAAAUCACAUUGGUGCUAGUUUUGUAAAUAGCAAUGUUUCAAAUGUUGUGUAUGUAAUUAUCCCCUUGUUUUAUUUUCUUUGCUUCUAUUGUAAUCAAUGACAGUAUUUUAGAAAAAAAUUUAUGACAGAUGACUGACUUUAUUUGAG